Fusarium poae is the source of this 819-nucleotide messenger RNA. RefSeq lists its product as uncharacterized. The transcript is spliced from 4 exons. The coding region runs from base 1 to 819 and encodes 272 amino acids. NCBI's taxonomy places the organism in Eukaryota, Fungi, Ascomycota, Sordariomycetes, Hypocreales, Nectriaceae. The record is from RefSeq and is a predicted model, not a curated record.
AUGCUUCUACUUCAAUCUUCUUCUGUCGUGUCGCUGUUACUAGCGCUGUCCUCUUUCUCUGGAGUGCUAGCUGCACCAGCUACGGACAAAGUAGCCGACAUAGAUCUCACUUAUGGAAGCGAUGGCCUCUUCGGUUUUCGAGAUUCUGACGACUCUAAGAAGAGCGUAAAGGCUAAGAUCAGUGUCGAUAAUGACUACAAAAUACCUAGUGACCCGCAACCCAACUACCAUGUCCUAGCUGCCGACACAAGUUUUAUGCAGCUCGGAGUCGACCCAGUCGUCUGCCAUGACAAGGGCAACCAGACUGAAGAGGAGGACGAUGAUGACUCUGACAGCAAUGAAAAGCGCAGCGUUUUGCACCAACUUUUCUCCAGAGCCAUCACCUCUGACCAGAAGGAGUCCCUUAGUCUCCACAAUGCUGCUCGCAAGAAAGUCAAGGUCGCUGAGCUCAAGUGGGACACCAAACUUGAAGCUGAUGCCCUGGCUUAUGCAAAGAAGAUUGCAAAGGCCGGAAAGAUGGUUCACUCCGAAGGCAAGACUCGUCCUGGUCAGGGUGAGAAUCUUGCGUAUGCUUGGUCUAGCGACGGAUUCAAGAACCCCAUGACUGCAGGAACUAAGACUUGGCUCAACGAAAAGAAGAAGUACAAGGGAGAGAAGAUUCCCAAAGGUGAUUUCUCUGGUUACGGCCAUUACACCCAAUGCGUUUGGGAGAAAUCUACCAAGGUCGGUAUAGCAGCAGCUAAAGAUAAAAAGGGUGCCUGGUAUACAGUCGCUCGAUACAGCGCUGCUGGUAAUGUGGUUGGCCAAAAGCCUUACUAG